Molecule: messenger RNA, 2961 nt
Organism: Eupeodes corollae
Lineage: Eukaryota; Metazoa; Arthropoda; Insecta; Diptera; Syrphidae
Exons: 6
Coding region: 491-1942 (483 amino acids)
Biological process (GO): animal organ morphogenesis
Molecular function (GO): BMP binding; receptor ligand activity
Source: RefSeq, a predicted model, not a curated record
ACAACACUUCACCAACUUUACAAUUUUCUGUUUGUUCUCUUCUAUCACAUUCUACCUCCAGCCUCCACCCGUCCUCCACGAUCAGAUCACCAAGAUCACCACGAUCACCACCGACCGCCCGCCCUGAAAAAGCGGUGAUUGGACACUGGAGCUGAAUGUAGCUGGUUGGUAGCGGUAGCGGUAGGUAAGGUUAGGUGUUAUAACGUGAAAGUGCGAUUCUCGCGCAUACAUAUAUCUACGUACUCGUCGUUGUUGUCAAUGUUGUUGGAGGCUCGGUGGCGUAAACACAAAUACCUAUUAGAUAUUUUUGUUUUCAUUUUUUUUUUUUAGAUUUAGUAUUUGACCGACCUAACGCUUAUCCAGAUGAUCUUGUUGUGAGAGGAAUUAUAAUAUAUUGAACGGUAUAACAAUCAAAGGCUUUGGAUAAAUUCAAAGCAUAUUCUACAGAAUUUUAUAAACUUGAAGUAUUUUAAUUGAAAUUGUAAACGAAAUGAAUAAUGCUGCUAUUGCGACGACUAAAGCAAUAAUUUUUGGAUUGACGUUUGUGCAAAUAUUGUUGAUAACUCAGGCCUAUCGCGAACAUAAGGUUCAUAACAUUGUCUUAUAUCCGGAUAAACAUUCGUGGUGCAAGACGACAACAAUUAAACAAGUCAUAAGCUAUCCGGGAUGUACAUCUAUUGAGAUUGAUAAUAACGUUUGUGUUGGGGCAUGUUUUAGUUAUUCGAUACCACAUACUGAACCAUCUGAUCCGGGAGAGGUAAUCGUUCCAUAUUGUGACAGCUGUCAGCCCUCGGACACGACUUGGCAUCAGAUAACUUUGCAGUGUAAUAAAAACGAUGACACACCAUCACAGCUAAUUAAACAUGUUCAAAUAAUCCACAAUUGUUCAUGUACUUCGUGCGAGAAAGGUAGUAUCGGCUUGGCGAAAUUUCCUGAAAACAAUGAAGAUUUCUACUUGCAACAAAGUGCUGAUGCUGAAUUAUUGGAUGUCUUGCAAUCCCGUCUAAGCGAGUCGAAUCCAAAUAAUCCGGAAAAUGAUCAUUCAAAGAAGAUGCAUUCGUUGCUCAAUCAUAAGCUGAUAACUUUGCUGCGAAACAUUCAAGUGAACAAUUCUAACCAUGAUAAGGAGCAGUUGUUUGAUUUGUUUAAUGUUAUGCAAGAUCCAAUUAAGCACAAGGGUAACGCUAAGAACAUCAUUGAUUUUAUUGAGACACUGCAAAACAAUAAGACCGAUUUGAACACAACGAGGCUUACUGAGAUCCUUCUCAAGUUCGAAUAUCCUAAGCACUUAAAAGGUGAUAUUCCUGCUAUUGCUGAUGAGGUCGAGGCAAGCGAUGCUGUAAAAGUUUCUGUUCCAGAAGCUUUGAACUCCCCAGUAAUUGGUGAUGCUACUUCUAUUAUCGGUAAAGAAGAUUCAUCACAAGAACACCGCGUUCCCCUUGCUUUGUGGAUUCAAAACCCAGCAUCUAGUGAAAUUACCAUUCGAGAAGAAGACAACAAACAUUCCAUGAACGAAGGAAAUGAAAAAUCCGAGAAAGAAGCUGAAAAAACUGAAAGUUCUGAGAGCCACCAUGAUGCAGAAAUACUCCCCCAUGAAAUCGUUUCGACGGAAAAGGAUGCAGCAAUUGCUGCGGUUACUUCAACAAGGAAAGAAAAGCAUCAUGAAAAAGAUCAAGACCAAGAACAAGAACAAUCACCAGAACUAGACGCUCAUAAUCACUUGCAUCAUUCAUCACACUUGCAUUUACAUCAGCAUCACGUUAACGAUAAUAUUGUCUCAUCGCAUGGACAUCUAGCUCGUGGGCCACAUGGAGCUCUAGUCAUUGAACCCGAUAGAAUUCACGAAGAGAAAUUGGAUGUUAAUGCCCACGAAUUAAAACCUAAUCAUGCUGGCACUUUGCUCAGCUAUCACAGUCAUUCGGGUGAAGGUAAUGCACAUUAAUCACAUUAAAUUGUUUAGUGGAAUGUUUUUUUUUAUUAAAUUUUAUUUUAAAUUAUUAAUUAGGUGUGAAUAUUUGAAAGAAAUUUUAAGUAUUUUCAUUGUUUAGAAAUAUAUGAACAUUAUAAGAAUUUGGUACAAAUACGUCCCUAAAGGGCAAACAUAUCAUUUUAUAGGCAUGGGAUCACUUUUCUUCUAUUUCAUUGUUUUUUACCAAUAAUUUUUUUAUAAAAAUAUUUCAAUCUUAUAUACAAUUCAGUAGAUCAUAAAUAACAAAAAAAUGCACUGCACUUAUCAAUAUUCAUUCCUAUUUCAAUUUAUGCUACAAUCAACUUGCUGCACAUAUAAUUUUUAAAUUUUGUUUUAAUUAACAGCGUACUCAUUUUUGUUGUAUCAUGACUGUUCUUAACAUUUAUGUCAUCUGCUUUUGGGCAGGUUCAGACAACAUAAGGGACUUUAUUUGCAAGUCAAUUGCAUUCUUUGAACGAAAAUUUUGACAAAGGCAGCUAGUUAACUUUUCAAGUAACAUACAUUUUAAACUUACAGUUUUAUUCUAACCUAAACCUUCAGUUCAUCGUACAAAAACUAUCAAGGCAAUUAUUGUCUACAAAACACAAUACUCAGCCAUGCUACAAGUCCUUAGCGACUUGUAUUGUAAAGAAAUAUUACUUAUUUUUUUUUUUCAAUUUUACAAGAACCCUUUUACACCAAAUGUUAAAGGCAAUUGUGCAGAAAAUAAAUAAUUCAUAGAAUAAUAAAGUUCAGCUUUCAGUUGAAUAAAAAAACAUGAUCUUAUUUUGACAUAAGUUGACUUGUGUUGAUAGUUAGGGAGACUUUUCUUGACUUUUUUUCAGUCAACUUUCCACUAAAUUUACCUUAAUGGGAAAGCAAUUUUUUGGCCGCUGGCCAGUCAGAUACUAGAAACUAGCCUUACUUUCAAGUCCCUCAUGUCGUCUGGACUUGCCCAUUUUCUUUGUGAUCCAUUUAAACUUCAGACUUUGACAUAAACUGUCACACAUUCC